Molecule: messenger RNA, 309 nt
Organism: Parnassius mnemosyne (clouded apollo)
Lineage: Eukaryota; Metazoa; Arthropoda; Insecta; Lepidoptera; Papilionidae
Source: the annotation of a GenBank genome assembly
AUGAAGUCGCUUGUGAGUUUUGCUUUCUUGUCUGUUAUAAUCAGUAUGGUGUGUGCUGAAGAAAUCUUGUAUCCCCGUGGCUGUAUUUAUAUUGAUGGAAAGUGUUCUAGAGAAUGUGAGGAGGGUACUCAAGCUUAUACUACUGGAUGUGAUUAUUUGACAAAGGAGGCAACUUGCGAUGAACCAAAUCCCCAACCAGAUACGCGUGGAAUGAUUUGUGACUUUACUGCUUGCUACUGCGCUCCUCCUACUGUUAGGGAUACCGUGACCAAUAAAUGUGUCCCGCUUGAAGAGUGCACCAAAAAAUAA